This is a messenger RNA of Pedinophyceae sp. YPF-701, 552 nucleotides long. NCBI's taxonomy places the organism in Eukaryota, Viridiplantae, Chlorophyta, Pedinophyceae. The record is from the annotation of a GenBank genome assembly.
AUGGUGCCUGUAGAGAUCACGCGCUCCGACGCGUCGUUCCUCGAGGACGGCGUCGAAUUCUGCUACGAGGACAAGGGCCUGUGCCUGGACGACCUCAACAACCUGUUCGAGGCCGUCGGCUUCCCGCGCCGGGAGAUCUUGCGGCUGCAGACGGCCAUGCACCACACGCACAGAGUCGUGUGGGCCCGGUCAGUGAAGAAGAGCCGGUUCGCGCACAAGGGGCAGUGCCUGGGGUUCGCGCGCGCGACCAGCGACGGCGCGCUGGUGGCCACGAUCUGGGACGUCGCCGUGCACCCCACGUGGAUGCGCUGCGGCAUCGGCAGGGGGCUGAUGGAGCGGCUCGCGGCGGGCCUGCAGGAGGACGGGAUCGGCACCGUGGCGCUGUACGCCGAGCCGGGGGUAGUGAACAUGUAUAAAAAGUUGGGCUACGAGGUUCCGGGGGACUGCCGCGGGAUGGCCUUCCUGCGCCGGGCGGGGACGGGCGCGCGGCUGCGCGCCGAAGUGCAGGGGGCGCUCAAGGAGCGGGGCAGCGGGGCGGCGGCGGGGUGGUAG